AUGGCGGAGAACACACGCAUGCGUGAAAUGACUCAGCGCAUAGAAACGCUGGAAAAACAACUCGAGGCAGCAGAACUCGUACGUGAACAACAACAAUUGGCAUUACAGGACUCGCAAGCACAAUUGCAGCAAUCGCAAAACCAGCAGAAUCAACAUUUUGCGAUACUCCGCCAGGACAUCAAUCGAAUUCUGGAAAAUCAGUCCAACGGAUCGGGGGUUCUCGGCUCAAGUCCCUACAAAUCUCAGCCAAACCACACAGGCAUUAAUCGUACACAACCAACGAAAAUCACUUUUCCGAGGUUUGCAGACGGCGAUCCCACUGAUUGGAUUUUUCAGGCCAAUAGAUAUUUUGAAUUCUAUCAGAUACCCGAGGCAGAACGCGUGUUAGUUGCAUCCUUCAACCUUGACAAACCAGCAAAUUCUUGGUUCCAAGGACUUUUUAAUGAUGGGUUAAUUCCCAAUUGGGCCGCGUUCGUAGUGGCGGCGCAAAGGCGUUUUGGACCAUCGGAGUUUGAAGAUCCGGCAGUCUGCCUUGCCAACCUUCGACAACAAACGACGGUUAGUGAGUUCCAAGCUAGUUUUGAAGUCAUAGCCAGCAGGGUCCCAGGCCUUUCUCCUACACUCAAACGAGCACUAUUCGUCGCUGGUCUCAAACCGAACAUUCGCAGCCAAGUAUUAAUUCAACGCUCUCACGAUAUCCAUGCUGCAUUUUCACUGGCAAAAAUAUAUGAGGACCAGCACACAGACUCCAAUACAGGGUACAAAACCCAACGACAGUGGACACCACGUCCACCGUUCACACCAAAUACAUCAGCCAAUCCAUCCACCACCACCAAACAUUCACCCAUAACAUCCCCACUUCCUAUUAAAAGACUUUCACCAGAAGCAAUGCAACAUAAAAGAGAAAAAGGGCUUUGCUACAAUUGUGAUGAAAAAUACGUGUUUGGCCAUAAAUGCAAAGGAAAAGCCACCUUGCUCUAUUUUGAUGGCAUCGAAGAUGAACCACCCCCAGCCGACUCUGAAGAACACACAGAAUCUCCAAUUAUAGAUAAGAUUUCUAAUCCCUUUUCUGAGAUCAGUUUGAACGCCUUAUUUGGCCAUUAUUCUCCACGAUCUUUUCGUUUAACAGGAACGAUAUUUGGCAAACCAGUUCAGGUUCUAAUUGACGGAGGCAGCACUCAUAAUUUUAUCACGCAUAAAAUGGCCACUUAUUUGGGAUUGGUUUUGCAGUCUUUAGAGCCGUUUACUGUGCAGGUAGGCAAUGGUGAGGGGCUUCAAUGUCAGGCAUAUUGCAAGGAAGUACCUCUAAUGCUGCAGUCUCAUUCAUUUUCCGUUGAGUUAUACGCUUUGGAGUUAAAGGGUACAGAUAUUGUCCUAGGGGUUCAAUGGCUCAGCACCUUGGGACCAAUUCUUACCGACUAUAGCCAAUUGCUCAUGACAUUUGACCAUCAAGGCACCAACAUUCAACUUCACGGACACCGUCCUGACCACCCAAUACUUAUCUCAUCUGCAAAGUUGAAUAAACUUAUGGUCACUGAUGCAUACACUUCAUGCCUCAUGUGUUUCAACAGUUCUCACUCUGCCCCACCAAACACCCCACAAACACACGACACAGAACACCACCAUAUUGUCCCUGACAUCCAAAAAUUACUUUCCACCUACAAUGAUGUGUUUACCAUUCCCAACACCUUACCACCACACCGUCCAUAUAACCACCAUAUCCAUUUACUCCCUAACACAAAACCUAUCCAAGUUAGACCCUACCGCUACCCACAUUUCCAAAAGAGCGAAAUUGAAAAAUUAUGUCAGGAAAUGCUAUCAGCAGGAAUCAUUCGUCCUAGCCAAUCCCCAUUCAGUUCUCCUGUCCUAUUAGUGAAAAAGAAAGACGGUACUUGGCGAUUUUGUGUGGAUUACAGAGCCUUAAAUGCAAUCACUGUCAGAGAUCAAUUUCCUAUACCAACCAUGGAUGAAUUGUUGGACGAACUUCACGGGGCAACAAUUUUCUCAAAACUUGAUCUCCGAUCAGGUUAUCACCAAAUUCGCAUGCACUCCGAGGAUAUUCAUAAGACAGCAUUCCGGACACACCACGGCCACUUUGAAUUUAUGGUUCUUCCAUUUGGGCUGUCGAAUGCUCCUUCCACCUUUCAAGCAACAAUGAAUGAUGUUUUUGCACCAAUCUUACGACGUUUUGUGGUCAUAUUCUUUGAUGACAUCUUAGUGUUCAGCCCCACAUUACAAACGCACAUCAAUCAUUUACAUCAAGUCCUGGAAAUUUUGAGGAAGCACAAAUUGUAUGCAAAACUCUCCAAAUGUGCAUUUGCAACAUCCUCUAUUCAGUUCUUGGGACACAUUGUCUCUAGUGCAGGCGUCGCACCUGACCCAGAUAAGGUCAUCGCCGUUUCAGAUUGGCCCACUCCCACUACGGUCACUCAG
This is a messenger RNA of Gastrolobium bilobum, 2433 nucleotides long. RefSeq lists its product as uncharacterized. The annotation marks the transcript as partial. The transcript has a single exon. The record is from RefSeq and is a predicted model, not a curated record. Lineage: Eukaryota; Viridiplantae; Streptophyta; Magnoliopsida; Fabales; Fabaceae.